Messenger RNA from Equus quagga, 5518 nucleotides. RefSeq names its product ATPase H+/K+ transporting non-gastric alpha2 subunit (gene ATP12A). The transcript is spliced from 23 exons. Gene Ontology annotation, cellular component: membrane. Gene Ontology annotation, molecular function: ATP binding; P-type sodium:potassium-exchanging transporter activity; ATP hydrolysis activity. NCBI's taxonomy places the organism in Eukaryota, Metazoa, Chordata, Mammalia, Perissodactyla, Equidae. Gene Ontology annotation, biological process: proton transmembrane transport; intracellular potassium ion homeostasis; potassium ion import across plasma membrane. Bases 74 to 3193 code for a protein of 1039 amino acids. The record is from RefSeq and is a predicted model, not a curated record.
CCGGGGCAGCGGCUGCGCUCGGCCGCGGGAGGCGCGCAGGGACCGCUCCGCGGGCGGCGGCGCCCGUCGCGUCAUGGCCCAGAAAACGCCGGAAAUUUACUCUGUGGAGCUCAGUGGAACUGAAGACGUGGGGAAAACGGACACGGGGGAUGGCAAGGAGAAGUACAGGGGCCUGAAGGACAAGCGCUUGGAACUCAAAAAGAAUCACCAGAAAGAGGAGCUUAAGAAAGAAGUUGAUCUGGAGGACCACAAACUCAGCAUUAAGGAAUUGGAAAGGAAAUAUGGUACCAACAUCGUCACGGGUCUCUCCAGCACCCAAGCUGCUGAGCUCCUGGCUCGGAAUGGGCCCAACGCCCUCACCCCUCCCAAGGAAACCCCGGAGAUUGUCAAGUUCCUCAAGCAGAUGGUGGGGGGGUUUUCCAUCCUUCUGUGGAUAGGAGCCAUCCUGUGCUGGAUCGCGUAUGGGAUUCAGUACUUCAACGAUAAGUCCUCGUCCCUAGACAGCGUGUACUUGGGCUGUGUGCUUGCCCUAGUCGUUAUUUUAACAGGGAUCUUUGCUUACUACCAAGAGGCAAAAAGCACCAAUAUCAUGGCCAGCUUCAGUAAGAUGAUCCCACAGCAAGCUCUUGUCAUUCGAGAUUCAGAGAAGAAGACGGUCCCUGCAGAGCAGCUGGUAGUGGGGGACAUAGUGGAGAUUAAAGGAGGAGACAAGAUCCCUGCAGACAUCAGGUUGCUGUCUACUCAGGGCUGUAAGGUAGAUAACUCGUCUCUCACUGGGGAAUCUGAACCCCAGUCCCGCUCUUGCGAGUUUACCCAUGACAAUCCCCUGGAGACAAAGAACAUCGGCUUCUAUUCCACAACCUGUCUGGAAGGCACAGCAACUGGCAUGGUCAUCAACACGGGUGACCGCACCAUCAUUGGUCAGAUCGCCUCACUGGCUUCCGGAGUCGGACACGAGAAGACACCCAUUGCCAUUGAGAUCGAGCACUUUGUUCACAUUGUGGCAGGAGUGGCCGUCUCCAUUGGCAUCCUUUUCUUCAUCAUCGCGGUGUCCAUGAAGUAUUAUGUCCUGGACUCCAUCAUCUUCCUCAUUGGCAUCAUUGUGGCCAAUGUGCCUGAGGGUCUCCUGGCCACUGUCACUGUGACACUCUCACUGACAGCAAAACGGAUGGCCAAGAAGAACUGCCUGGUGAAGAACCUGGAGGCCGUGGAGACCCUUGGCUCCACCUCCAUCAUUUGCUCAGACAAGACGGGGACUCUGACCCAGAACAGGAUGACCGUGGCCCAUCUCUGGUUCGAUAAUCAGAUAUUCGUGGCUGACACUAGUGAAGACCAUUCAAACCAAGUCUUUGAUCAAAGCUCUGGGACCUGGGCCUCCCUAUCAAAGAUAAUAACGUUGUGUAACCGAGCUGAGUUCAGACCUGGACAGGAGAGUGUCCCCAUCAUGAAGAAAGUUGUGGUUGGAGAUGCCUCAGAAACUGCUCUUUUGAAAUUCUCAGAGGUCAUUUUGGGUGAUGUGAUGGAAAUUAGGAAAAGAAACCGCAAAGUAGCUGAAAUCCCUUUUAACUCGACCAACAAAUUUCAGCUCUCCAUCCACGAGACAGAUGACCCCAGUGACAAGCGCUUCCUCAUGGUGAUGAAAGGGGCCCCUGAGAGGGUCUUAGAGAAGUGCAGCACCAUCAUGGUCAAUGGCCAAGAGCAGCCUCUGGACGACAGCACAGCUGAGGCCUUCCACACAGCGUACAUGGAGCUGGGAGGCCUUGGGGAGCGCGUGCUGGGUUUCUGUCAUCUCUACCUGCCAGCAGACAAGUUUCCAGAAACGUAUUCAUUUGAUGUAGACACCGUGAACUUUCCCACUUCCAACCUCUGUUUUGUGGGGCUCUUGUCCAUGAUCGACCCGCCUCGGUCCACCGUGCCUGAUGCGGUCACCAAGUGCCGCAGUGCAGGGAUCAAGGUUAUUAUGGUUACAGGCGAUCAUCCAAUCACAGCCAAAGCUAUUGCCAAGAGUGUAGGUAUCAUUUCAGCCAACAGUGAGACAGUGGAAGACAUUGCAAAGCGCCUCAACAUUCCUGUGGAGCAAGUGAGCAAACGGGACGCUAAAGCCGCAGUGGUGACCGGCAUGGAGCUGAAGGACAUGAGCCCAGAACAGCUGGACGAGCUCUUAACUGACUACUCGGAGAUUGUCUUUGCCCGGACGUCUCCCCAGCAGAAGCUGAUCAUUGUGGAGGGCUGUCAACGGCAGGAUGCAGUUGUUGCUGUGACAGGGGAUGGAGUUAAUGACUCUCCGGCUCUAAAGAAGGCGGACAUUGGGAUUGCCAUGGGGAUAGCAGGUUCUGAUGCAGCCAAAAAUGCAGCCGACAUGGUCUUGCUGGAUGAUAACUUCGCAUCCAUAGUCACCGGGGUGGAAGAGGGUCGCCUGAUCUUUGACAACCUAAAGAAGACUAUUGCUUACACCCUGACCAAGAAUAUUGCUGAACUGUGUCCCUUUCUGAUCUACAUCAUUGCUGGGCUUCCCCUGCCCAUUGGCACCAUUACUAUCUUGUUCAUCGACUUGGGCACAGACAUAAUCCCCUCCAUUGCCUUGGCUUACGAGAAGGCUGAAAGUGACAUUAUGAAUAGGAAGCCUCGCCACAAGAAGAAGGACAGACUGGUGAACGCGCCACUUGCCAUAUACUCUUAUCUGCACAUUGGCCUCAUGCAAGCCCUGGGUGCUUUUGUUGUGUAUUUCACGGUGUAUGCACAGGAGGGCUUUAGACCCAGCGCUCUCAUUAACCUCCGGGUGGAGUGGGAGAAGGACAGUGUGAAUGACUUGGAAGACAGCUAUGGACAAGAAUGGACGCAGUACCAGAGGAAGUACCUAGAGUGGACAGGCUACACCGCUUUCUUCGUUGGCAUCAUGAUCCAGCAAAUAGCAGAUCUGAUAAUCAGGAAAACCCGGAGGAAUUCUAUCUUCCAGCAGGGCCUCUUCAGAAAUAAAGUCAUCUGGGUGGGGAUUGCCUCACAGAUUAUCAUCGCAUUAAUCCUCUCCUAUGGCCUUGGAAGUGUCUCAGCCCUGAAUUUCACUAUGCUCCGGCCUCAGUAUUGGUUUGUGGCUGUGCCACACGCCAUUCUGAUUUGGGUGUAUGAUGAAGUGCGGAAACUUUUCAUCAGACUCUACCCUGGAAGCUGGUGGGAUAAGAACAUGUAUUAUUAAGACGACUUUACUUCCCAGGCCUCCCGGCUGCACGCUGGGGAUGUCUUCAUCUUCUGGCCAGUAGCUGGGAGAUCGCUGCAGGAGGGAUGUCAUCAAAACGCGUAUAAGAAAAAGCAGAGAGCUAUCUGGAAGAUGGUCACUGAUGUUUUGUACUUUUAAAGCAGAGAUUCAACUUUUUAUAUGUGAUUUUCAUCUCUAUAUCCAUCUCCUUAUUUAAAAAUGUGUGAAUUUCAAGGUCAUGGUGUAGGGAAGAAGGACAUGUUUAUAUGUAUAUAAAGCUCACUCAUGUUAAAUAGGUAAUCCAGACGUCUGCUGGGGUCUCCCUCCUCCUUAAGCUCCAGACAGGACUGCUCAGACCUCCAUUUGACACCCUUUAAAAGUCCGAUGACCUCCCUAAGAUUUCUGUGAAUUCCCAGAGAAUGUGUAUUUUCAGAGUCACCUUGCUCAAAAAAGGCUAAUUCAGCUGAAGGUUUGCAAGAGAUGGAAGUGAUGCCAGGUUUACAUCACAGCAACAUGGACAGCCUCAGCUUUGACUAUGAGACCUCCUUCUUAAAGAUCUUCAGCCACCUGGCUGUGCACUCCCUCAUCCCACCUCUCACCACCUCACCAGUCCUCCGUGCCCUCCCAACUCCCAUCUUGACUCCUUGCUCCCUCCUGCAUUGCCCUCGCCCCUACCACCAGAUCCUCCAGAACUGAGCUCCGAGUCCAUUUUGCACCUCCUAGCUCCAAAUGCUCUCCCGACCCAAAGGGGUUUUCAUUUGCCAGGAUUCAGCCUCAGUAGAGAACCUUUGUGGUUUCAAACAGUAAUAUUUGUUUCUUGUGAAACUGUUGCAAAGCAAUCUGCAGUACUCAUUUUAUGUCAGUCAUGUUUCAUGCUGUGUCUUAGGUUUAUUUAUGUGUGACACAUACCCAUGUUGACAGCCCCGGAGAAGCCUCAUUUUUAAGUAAAAGGUAUUUUAUAAAGCCAGGUCUAAUUGUGGUGCUCUAAUUGUUUGAGUUUUUCUAGAAUCCAGAGCAUAGGACACAGAAAAAUGAGAUGUGAUUUUAAAUUUUUUUUUUUUUUUUUUUUGCUUCUGGUCAUUUUACUUUUCUAUGGAAGGUCUGAGAAGAUACCCUGCCCUCUCCACGCUCUCCACACUGUACCGAUCUCUGACGUGGCCACAUUUUUAAGGCAGGAUUUCUGUGGGAGGGUACGUCUUUCAUCAGCAGCACACCAGGGAAAGUAGUUUUCACAGCCUUCCCAUCAACCUUACACCCAGCACAAACUGAUUUUCCAGAACCUGAAAAUUGCGUUUGGUUAAACUUUUCUCAUUCAGUGGCCUUACCCCAUCACCUCUCCUCCAUUAUCCCUUUUGACAAGGACACUGUGCUGCUGGUGGCUCUAGAUUGGUAUCUCUGCAACAGAAAAAGGGUGGGCGACUCAGAGCCACAGUUCUCUACCUUUUUCUCAGAGGUGACAUGUAGAAGUAUGAAAGAGGUCAGGGGGCCGUGAUUGUAACUUUACAUAAAUAGAUUAUAAUGCACAAUGUGUAUUAUAUGUGUUUAAGUUAAAUUAGUGCUGUUGUCCUCAAGGUUUUUACUCUCUGUUUUCAGCCGCAGUUGUCACUGCACUAACCUCUGUUCCAUCAGUAGUUCCACUGACUGGAAGCCCUUUCCAGGCAGCACCCUCAUGGCCGUCUCAUUCCAGUCUUCACAAGACAGCUAAUGCUUUCUGAACUUCAGCCAAGAAUAAUUUGUCCCCGCUCUUUUUCCUGCCAGACUGUCUCAGGGUCACUGGCUGUGACCAUCCUGUCAGAGCCAGCCAGAGAAGGUUGUAAAUAGAGCACCAAGAUGUAGGGGGGUUAACUUGGGGUGGGUUAAGUUUGAAAGGAGUUAAAUUUGAAAUAGAAGUCUCUUCACAGCAGGAACCCUGUCUGGAAUAACUUUCAUAUUGUACAUACCUACUCUUGCAAGAAGUUGACACUCAAAUAUUUGUAAAAUGAACAAAUAACUAAUUUAAGGAAUCCCAGAAAUGAGGCUGGUAUAUCAAAUAGCUUUAUUAAGUUGUAGACAGAAAAAGGCAAUAAAAUCCCACAUCAGAGGAUUUUUUCAGAGGGAUUACUUGAUUGACCCACUAAGGCCUAGGUAUUUUUUGCAAAAACUAACAGUUAAUUUAAAUCUAAUUGGUAUGUCAGAGUAACUAAGAGAUAUAAAGGUGAGGCUGAAUCUAUAGAGUCUUCAUUUUUUUAAACAAUCUAUGUUUUAUUCUGAUUAUACAAUUACAGCUCAUUUUAGAAAAUUUGGAAUAUCCAAGAGUAAAAGAAUUAAAAGUCACCCUGAAUCUCA